Paramecium pentaurelia is the source of this 865-nucleotide messenger RNA. The record is from the annotation of a GenBank genome assembly. Lineage: Eukaryota; Ciliophora; Oligohymenophorea; Peniculida; Parameciidae.
UUAUGACAACUGCACAUAGACCAACAUACAGACCUGCUAUUGGUGGUAGUGAAUAAGGUGGAAACAAAAUGCUUGUUCAUUCAAGAUCCUAUCAUUCAAAAGAUCUACCAGCUUAUUUAAUAUUGAAAAUGAGAAAACCUGGAUAGGGUACAUAGGCAGAAUUGGAAUAAAAGGAUUUUAAGAUGGACUUAAUAAAAAGAGAAGAGGAAGGAAGAAGAUAAAGAGAAUUAAAGGCUUUGGGAGUCUCUGAAACUUCAUUAGCCAUAGAAGCAACAUAAAAAAGUAGAAACAUUUUUUAAAUUAUUAUUUAGAUUAAAAUAAAGAUGUUUAAGAACCUAUGAUAUUAAAAAAAAUUAAAGUAGAAGAAAAAGAUAUUUACCCUUAAGAUGCUGAUGAUAAAGAAUUUAUUAAAUCUUCUGAUGAUGAAGAAGAGAAUGCUUAAAAACCAGAAAAGCCUAUUGUAUAAUAAUAAGAAUUAAAAAUUGAAGAAAGUUCACCUUCCUCAAGUGAUGAAGAAGAUGAUGAUGAAUUAUUAAUGAGAGAGUAUCAAAAAAUUAAAGAAUAAAGAGAAAUUGAAGAAAAAAAGAAAGUAAUUCAUUCAUAUAAAAAUAGUUUAUAGAAAAACAAGAGUAUUUAGAAAAAAAUAGAGAAGAUGAAAUUAUUAAAGGAAAUCCUUUAUUAAUUAGUGAAGAUUAUUCUCUAAAGAAAAAGUAUUAUUUUCAUAAUCAAUUAUUUUAGAUGGUAUGAGGAUACUAUCUUUAAAAAUUAAUCGAGACUAGAAGUAAAAGAAAAACAAAGAUUUAUUAAUGAUGCUGUUAGAAGUGAUUUUCACAGGAAGUUCUUAAAUAGAUAUAUAUAAAUGUGA